Molecule: messenger RNA, 2689 nt
Organism: Pimephales promelas (fathead minnow)
Lineage: Eukaryota; Metazoa; Chordata; Actinopteri; Cypriniformes; Leuciscidae
Product: switch-associated protein 70
Cellular component (GO): cytoplasm; nucleus
Source: RefSeq, a predicted model, not a curated record
CUGUGAUGUUGCGCUGCCUGACUGAGUGAAGAGGAUUAGUUUUACACGCGCUGUCGCGCUCUGACAUCUUUCACUGAAGUUAGAAUGAUAUCCCGGGACGAAAUACUGAAAACCAUAUGGUACGCCUUCACUGCUCUGGAUGUAGACCGAAACGGGAAAGUAUCCAAAUCCCAGUUAAAGGUGCUGUCUCACAACCUGUGCACCAUACUGAAAGUCCCUCAUAACGUUUCAGCCUUGGAGGAGCACUUUAAAGAUGAUGAUGAAGGACCAGUGUCAACCCAAGGGUACAUGCCCUACCUGAACAAUUUCAUACUUAAUAAGAUCCAGCCCAACUUUGACUUCAUGGAGCUGAAUAAGAUGUGCUGGACUCUGUCUGCAUCAAAACACAUCAGCAGCAAGAAUCUGCUCAUCUCAGACGAUGAUGCCUUCAAGGUGUGGUGUAUCUUCAACUUCCUGUCUGAAGAUAAAUAUCCACUGCACAUUGUCACAGAGGAGCUUGAGUACUUCCUGCACAAGCUGCUUGCAGCAAUGGGUUGCAUUUGGAACGAAGGCAGAUUUGAAGACUACAAAAUGCAGCUCAGCCCAAAGAAACAACAUCUAAAUGUGUGGGAACUGAUUGAGCUUAUUGGCUUAGGCCAUUUCACCAAGGGCAUAAACCCUCAGACUCUCUCCAUGGGCAUCAAUGAGGUCUGUCAGGAAAUUGUUCUGGAUGUUAUUAAGCAGGGCUAUUUGAUGAAAAAAGGCCACAAAAGGAAGAACUGGACAGAGCGAUGGUUUAAGCUUCAUCUCAACCACAUAUCCUAUUAUGUGAGUGAAGACCUAACAGAGCAGAAGGGAUGUAUUUCGCUUGAUCGCAACUGCUGUGUCGAGUCCUUACCAGACAAGGACGGAAGGAAAAACCUCUUCAUUAUCAGAUGUGUUGAGAAAAGUUUUGAGAUCAGUGCAUCGGAUAAAAAGACAAAACAGGAGUGGAUUCACGCCAUCCAGGACUGCAUUGUCCGCAUAAGGCAAGGCCUUUCCUCUGCACACCGAGAAUCCAGGCAGAAACGCAGGGAGCUGAGAAACAGGAUGAAAGCUGAACAGGAGAUCAUUGAGAACCGAAUGAGACAGCUGCAGUUGGCCAACGAGAGCAAACAGGCCCAGCUGGAGGCCAUGAGUAAGGACCUGCAGGACACGUCAAUCCGGGGUGAUUUGGUGGAACAGAGAAGACUUCAGACCCAGACAGAAUUACUGGACCGAUACAGACAAGACCUGGAGCAGGAGAAAAUGGCUCGAAUGCAGAUGGAGGAGCAGGUGGUUGAAAAGUCCAGUGAAGUGGAGCAGUACUGGCAGCGAAUGCAGGAACUGGAAGACAUGUACCGUCAGCUGAAACAGGCACUAGACGAUGAGAGGCAGGCCAAAGAGGAUGAAGAAGUCUUGCGCAAACUGCAGGCCAGGCUGUUAGAAGAGGAGGCAAACAAGAGGACAGAAUUAGAGCAGAUUCACCAGCAGCAGAAAGAGGUCUUAUCCCAGUCCCAGAAAGAGAAAAUAGAGCUGGAAAAAGAGAAGGCGGAGAAGGAACGCGCCCUGCAGGCGGCACUGGAGCAGCUGGAGAGCCUUAAACAAAAGAGGCAGGGGGCGCAAGAUGAAUACAAGGCUGUUACGAAGAAACUGGAACGGGCAAGUAACAAGACAAAGACUUGGAAACACAAGGUCUCUAAACACGAAGGCCUCCUUCGAAUCGUUCAACCAGGCAACAAGUCACCCUGUAAAGUGACCAACUGGGGACAGGCAGCGUUCACCGAUACAGAGCUGGAUCAGAUGGAGAAGAUUUGGCAGGAGAACAAGAAUCAAGAAUGGGAUGGAGAGUAACACCUAAUACAUCCAUUUCCUUUAUUUGUGUAUUUAUUUAUUUUUUAUUUGCCCUCAUCCUGAUCUUAUGUUACUGGUUAAAUCUGUUGUCAGUGAUUUUAUUUUUUAUUUUUAUUCAACCGUUUAUCAAUCAUGUGCUUUGUGACGUCUGUCAGAGGGUUUGAAGUCUGCUCAGAUGAAAAUGGAAAACAGGAAGCAAACAAACUGGUUGUCCCACGAGUCUUUAUAGAUGGUUUGCACAAGCACACUCUUCACAUACAUGUAAAAGAGCGAGUAAAACAGGAAAAGAAAGCACUCUGAUAAACAAGUAGAAAUUAACACAUUAAAAGUUAGCGGUAGAGCGGCCAUCUCUCUCUUUACUCAAGCCCUCUCUCUACCUGUACAAUAACCUAGAAGAAGUCAUCUUAAAGGCACAUCAACACUCAUGUCAUGAACAGUAUUUAACAGUAGGUGGAACAUGAACAGAGAAAUUAAGUUGAUUGCGUUUGUUAAUGUAGAAAACGACAUCCGCAAUUUUUAUACUUGUUAAAACAAUGUUAACAUAUCAUUUAACUUUAGUAAUUCCAGGUGUAUUUUUGAGUUUGGAAAAUUGCUCAGAGGCAGCAGAUUCACAUAUUCCUGCUGUGUCCUCUAGAUGUCCCUGUUGACACACAGAUUCACUCAGAUGACCCAUUCAUACACACUGUUUCUGCACAUAAGAGCCACCAAUGGACAAAAGAUAAAUAAAUGUGAUACUGUGAUACUCUUAGCAGUGCAUUUAGCCUUGAUUUUUCUUUGCUUUUUAACCUUUCGCUUAAGCUUGUUUGAAAUAUAUAAAAUAAAACUAUGUAGUUCAUGA